Molecule: messenger RNA, 3783 nt
Organism: Clarias gariepinus (North African catfish)
Lineage: Eukaryota; Metazoa; Chordata; Actinopteri; Siluriformes; Clariidae
Gene: mta2
Product: metastasis associated 1 family, member 2
Exons: 18
Coding region: 411-2402 (663 amino acids)
Biological process (GO): negative regulation of transcription by RNA polymerase II
Cellular component (GO): NuRD complex; nucleoplasm
Molecular function (GO): transcription coactivator activity; histone deacetylase binding; chromatin binding
Source: RefSeq, a predicted model, not a curated record
GGAUGAUGAAGCUGGAGCGGAGGAUGGGAGGAAGAGUGGCGUGAGACACACACGCGCGCACACACGCAGCCUGGCUGCCGAGGACCUCGCGUACAUGCGCGCGUGCGUGUGUUUAUAUAUAUAUGUAUGUGUGUGUGUAAACGCAUGAGUGACCGGGACUUUUGUAGGGACUUCUAUCAGACAAAGAGACGCGUUUAGAAACGUCCCGAGGCGCGCACUAACGGAAAGUUGAAACUUUUCGGCGGCGCCGCCAGAGCUCGCGCUGCCGAGCCGGUCCCGGCUUUGUCUCUACACAGCGGAGCGCGACGGUGCCUGCAGGAGGGAACAUCAACAUCCGCCUGAUUUCUUUUUCAAACCGCGCAAGAGAGGAAAGGAAGAAGGAAGGAGGGAGAGAGAGAAAGAGAGAGAGAAUGGCGGCCAACAUGUACCGCGUCGGAGAUUAUGUGUACUUCGAAAACUCGUCCAGUAAUCCCUACCUGAUCCGUCGAAUAGAGGAGCUCAACAAGACGGCCAAUGGGAACGUGGAGGCCAAGGUCGUGUGUCUCUUCAGGAGGAGGGACAUAUCUAGCAAUCUCAACACACUGGCAGACAGCAAUGCUAGAGACUUUGAGGAAGAGUCCAAGCAGCCACCAGUUACUGAACAACAGAAACACCAGCUCAAACACAGAGAACUCUUCCUGUCCCGACAGUUUGAGUCUCUUCCUGCCACCCACAUACGAGGGAAAUGUAACGUCACACUCCUAAAUGAGACUGAUGUUCUAACAGGCUACCUAGAGAGAGAGGACUGUUUCUUCUACUCGUUGGUGUUUGACCCGGUUCAGAAAACCCUGCUCGCCGACCAGGGUGAGAUUAGGGUGGGCUCCAAAUAUCAGGCUGAGAUUCCGGACAAAUUGGCAGAAGAGGACUUAGACAAUCGAGUACAAGAGAAACUGGAGACGAAGGUGUGGGAUCCAGAUAACCAGCUGAAGGACUCUCAGAUAGAUCAGUUCCUGGUGGUGGCACGGGCUGUGGGGACUUUUGCUCGUGCUUUAGACUGCAGCAGCUCCAUCCGCCAGCCAAGUCUGCACAUGAGUGCAGCAGCAGCAUCCAGAGACAUCACUCUGUUCCAUGCCAUGGACACGCUGCAGAAGAACGGUUAUGACUUGGCCAAGGCUAUGUCCACACUGGUGCCCCAGGGUGGCCCUGUGCUCUGCCGCGAUGAGAUGGAAGAGUGGAGUGCCUCGGAAGCCAUGCUGUUUGAGGAAGCACUGGAGAAAUAUGGCAAGGACUUCAAUGACAUUCGCCAGGACUUUUUGCCUUGGAAGUCUUUAGCCAGCGUUGUUCAAUUCUAUUACAUGUGGAAAACCACAGACCGUUAUAUUCAGCAGAAAAGAUUGAAGGCAGCAGAAGCAGACAGUAAACUGAAACAGGUUUACAUCCCCACCUACACCAAGCCCAACCCUAACCAGAUUAUGGCUCCUGGGAACAAACCGGGCAUGAACGGUGCUGCAGGCUUUCAAAAAGGCCUGUGCUGUGAGAGUUGCCAUACUGCCCAGUCACCUCAGUGGUAUGCUUGGGGUCCUCCUAACAUGCAGUGUCGACUCUGUGCCUCCUGUUGGAUUUACUGGAAAAAAUAUGGUGGGCUGAAGACACCCACUCAGCUAGAGGGCGCUACAAGAGCUGGCUCGGAUGCACCCUCACGUAGUCACAUGACUCGUCAGGAAGUGCAGGGCAUGUCCCCGUUCACCAAUAGUGCUGGUAGAGCCAAGCUUUUGGCCAAAAAUCGGCAGACGUUUAUUCUGCAGACCACCAAGCUGACCCGUAUCGCCCGUCGGGUGUGCCAGGACAUCCUGCAGUCACGUCGCGCUGCCCGCCGCCCUUAUGCAUCGAUCAAUGCCAAUGCUGUCAAAGCAGAGUGUAUGAUCAGACUCCCUAAAGUGGCAAAAAGUACUAUAAAGAACCGCCCUGUUCCACGACCAUCCCUUGUUAACAUAGUCAAAGAACUGGCUGUCCAGGCUCCCCUUAAACUCAAAGCUCCUAGAGGCGCUCCAACCCCAAUCAACCGUAAUCAGGCCAACCAACCCCGCAGUGCAACUGCCCUGCUGGGCAAAAGACCCUUCGAUAGUGGGGGAGGACACUCGUUCUCUACUAAUGGGAGACCCUUUGUGAGCGGCAUGAGGACGACUGCCCAGUCAGUCAUAAAGCGCCAGAGAGUUAGUCAGGCAGAUGCCCCAAAUCCUGUCGUCUUUGUGGCUACUAAAGAAACCAGAACCCUGAGGAAACACCUUUCUCAGGCUGAGAUGAGACGAGCAGCUAGGAAACCCAACAUCCCUGUCAGAGUGAAAAUUCCUUUGCCACCACGACCAAUUCCUGUCCCUGUGCUGCCCUCUAGCACCAGCGAGCCAAUUGUACUGGAGGACUAAUGACUUUUCUUUUAGGCUGCAUCACCUCACAUCUCUUAAUCUUUAUGUCCUGCUUUCUUUUCUCUCCUUUAUUCCCCACAAAAAAAUAAAUCUGUGCGCUGUCUUCCCCUCCCAUUUAUUAUUACUUAAUUUUUUUUCAUUAUCUAUUUUUUUGUCAUCAUUUCUUGUUCACUUUUCCAUGUGGUCAUUCAAACCUGUGAGCUUUAUAAGGAAACAGCCCACAGAUGAGCUUAUGCGCCCCACAUAAUUACCUAGCAGCACACGUCAGGCUUUCAUCAUGGACUUUUGUAGUAUUUUAUUUCUGUAGUAUAGUUUACCCAGCCCCAUCCUCCCCCUCUUCCUUUUUUUUUUUUAAAUGCCGAAUAUUUUUAACUGUGUAAUUUAAAUCUGAUGAUGCGCAACAUAAAAUGAUGGUGAUAAAGCACACUUUAUUUUUGUCCUCCAAGUCUGUCUUUAUUUGUGUAAAUAUUAACAUUUUUCAGGAGUGAUAUCUUUAAUGCUGGUGUGGUAAGGGGUGGGUUUUUUGGGGUGGGGGAGAUGGGGUUUGGCAUGUCUCUUAUACGUUCUUUCUUUGUUUAAACAAAUUCAGUAUGUAAGUGCUCCUUUUCUUCACAAUUUAGUCAAUCUAAUGGUUGGAAACCAGUAGUGUUUCUUUUAGUAGCUUUGUUAAAUUUACCCUCAAUCUGAAGAGAUCAACUAGACCACAGGGCGCAGGACGGCAUCAAUGGGUCGGCUCAAUGCCGCAGGACGUUGAUCGGUGGAUUGAAGUUCAGGGCAACUUUUAUUUAUGGCCCCAUUCUCCUUUUUUUUGUUUUCUUGUUCAAUAUGUGAUCUCUCAUUGAAUGCUGAUGUUGAAGGCACCUAUUUGAAAUGUUUUCUAAGUGCAAACGGUGAUGGAAUGUUGAUGGCCCCUUAUCAGUGUAGAUCAAGGUAAAAGGUGUUAGAAUGAAGUGGUGGGAGAGAGCAGGGUAGGCUGCGGUUGGUCAGAGAAAACCCUGUGGCAGCUUCUGGUUCUUCGGGUUUUUUUUCCUUUAAAGGUUUUCUUAUUAGUAAAUGCUUAGUCUUGCAAUCAGUUCAGCCUCUGCCUCUUUUUUGUUUAAUUUCUUGCCGUUUGUACAUAUUUAAUAAACAAAGCCAUAGAGUUUUAAAUUUCCAGUUAUGUGUUUGCCAAGAGGGUCAGGACCCAAUGUAAUCCAGUGACUGACAGACAAAAUGGCACUGCCUGUAAGGUAAUGUAGUGGAUAGAUGAUGUAGUUAGAAAAGCAAGAGAGAAAGAAAGGACAAUUUUCUUUGCCUAUGAUGUAAGAUUGAAAAAUAGGUUGUAGAAUGCUUUGAUAUUGAAUCAUGUUCUCAUUUAUGGUUUCAUUUGUGACUUUUUUUU